GGGAUUUAUUUCAAUGCGCUACAGGCAGCGUCAGCCUUCGGUAACAUUAGUAUCGUACGUCUGCUGCUCCAAAAUGGAGCCGAUGCCAAUGCACAGGGCGGUAUAUUUAGCACAGCACUUCAGGCAGCGUCGUACCAUGGGCACAUCGACAUAGUCGAACUCCUUCUCGAGAUGGGGGCAGAA
This is a messenger RNA of Stereum hirsutum FP-91666 SS1, 183 nucleotides long. RefSeq lists its product as uncharacterized. The record is from RefSeq and is a predicted model, not a curated record. Gene Ontology annotation, molecular function: protein binding. Lineage: Eukaryota; Fungi; Basidiomycota; Agaricomycetes; Russulales; Stereaceae. The transcript has a single exon. The annotation marks the transcript as partial.